Bacidia gigantensis is the source of this 2313-nucleotide messenger RNA. RefSeq lists its product as uncharacterized. The record is from RefSeq and is a predicted model, not a curated record. Lineage: Eukaryota; Fungi; Ascomycota; Lecanoromycetes; Lecanorales; Ramalinaceae. Gene Ontology annotation, biological process: copper ion import; iron ion transport; intracellular iron ion homeostasis. Gene Ontology annotation, molecular function: ferric-chelate reductase activity. Gene Ontology annotation, cellular component: plasma membrane. The transcript has a single exon. The coding region runs from base 1 to 2313 and encodes 770 amino acids.
AUGCCUUCGAUACAAAACCUCCUCUCGCGCUCUUCCAUCGCCUCAGUCUCGCACUCACUAAUCAAGCGAGUCAAAAUAUCAACCAACAAGAACAGCCCUCAAGCUCUCAAAGACUCACUGAAGCAAGAUCCAUGGGGUAAAUCAGGAAAAUAUGCGCUCGGCUGGGUAUACUUCUGCGUUGUGCUGUUCGUAUUCACGUUUGGGCUACAUUGGUACCAUUACUGGAACGACAAGAUCGGGCGAGCGACAUACAAGGAGGAGAUUGCAAAAUCGUCAAAAACCUCUUCACCGGACACAGAUUAUGAGCUAGCAAACAUGCCGACCAACUGCUCACACCGAAGAUUCUUUCCAAGAGAGGGUGAUCUCAAGCAGCAUACCACCACCACUACAUAUACAGAGGAGGAAUCAACGCUGUCAUUUGGACCUCUCAACAAAAUGAUUGCUUUGGUCCGCUUCCUUGUCUACAGACCGUUGCCAAUCAUCCGAUACUACAAGAAACGGGAGUUCAGCUUUCCCGGGGUUGGCGCUAUUAUUGUGAUCUUCGCUGCCACAGCGUUCGUCACACUAUACACCUUCCUUCCCAAACCUCUCUACUACGCUACUAUCGCCUUCGGCUCCCCUCCCCUAGCAAUCAGAGCUGGCAUGCUCGCAGUUGCUAUGAUGCCAUGGAUUAUCGCCCUCAGCAUGAAGUCGAACGCAAUCUCAUGGAUGACGGGUAUUGGACAUGAAAGACUCAACGUGCUUCACCGAUGGGGCGCCUACAUCAUGCUUUUCCUCAGUUUGGUCCACACAAUACCCUUCUACGUCACACCUAUCUGGGAUCAAGGAGGCUUACAGACUUUCAAGAACCUAUUUCAACAGCAAUUCUACAUAUAUGGUACGGGCCUGGCGGCUCUAGUACCUUUGUGUGUGCUUUGUAUCCAUUCACUGCCGUUCUUGAGAUCAUGGGCGUACGAGCUCUUUGUGACGCUGCAUGUUCCCAUAUCGAUCGUGUACCUGGGAAUGCUCUUUUGGCACUGCCACAACUACCUUACAUCCUGGAAUUAUCUUUGGGCCACAGUUGGCAUCUGGCUUGCAUCUUGGCUCACUCGUUUCUUCUACUUCAACUGGACGAAUCCUCGGCGGAUGUCAUGGCUCAUUGGAGAAGAGUCAGCCAUCUCCAUACUGCCGGAGAAUGCUGUAAAAGUGACAAUAGCGACUGAAAUGAAGUGGAGACCGGGUCAAUACGUAUACAUCAGAAUGCCUGGAAUCUCAGUCUUCGAGAGCCAUCCAUUCACCAUCGCAUCAUUAUGCAGUGAAGACUUCCCAUCAGAAUACGGUGAGAAUUACAAAGAUAUGGCGCUUGUCUUCCGGCCGUUUGGAGGGUUUACGCGCAAGGUGCUGGAUCGGGCCCUUGUAGAUGGUCCAGAGAAGACAUACCGAGCAUUCAUUGACGGACCGUACGGUGGUAUGCGCAGAGACAUUGCGUCAUUUGAUACUGUCGUCUUCUUCGCCGGUGGCAGCGGUAUUACAGCGAUCGUCUCACAGCUCCUCAACCUCAUCAAGAAAAUGCGGGACAAUAAGGCAAUGACCACAAAGAUUCAUGUCAUCUGGGCCCUAAAGCGACCCGAGACGAUGGAGUGGUUCAAGGAAGAGCUCAGGAUAUGUAAAGAAUUUGCACCUCCUGAAUCGGUUCAUUGCCAAUUCUACGUCACUGCUGCAAAGCGUAUACUCCCAGGCCAGCAGAAGAUCCCUCCGUCGCCAAGUCGUCCCCUUCAGGACGCCAUUCACAAACAGAUCGACCAUACUUUCCAAGGCAUAGCAUCGAAGCGCAACUCUGCCCUUAUCACGGAGGCAGCAGGAGGAGAUCCAGAGAAAGAGAAGAACCUCAAAGAAGAAAAUGAAGACUCAAUAUCCGGACUCCCUCAUCCUACCUUCCUCCCGCAGCCGAAGAAGGCGCAUAUGAAGCACAAGCCCAACCUCUCCCUGACCACAAACCUAAAGGUGCCUGAAGCUAGAGAUUCGGGUGUCAAUGGCUUUGACUUUGGGUUUCCCUCGACGCCCACCAUGCUUCAGAAGAACAUCAUGCGAUUUGCAUUCCUCCCCUCUAUGAACCCAAAGAAGAGCAGUUGGAGCACAGAAUAUGGGCGACCAGAUAUACCCUACAUGCUGAAGGAUCUUGAGCGCGAUUUCGGAAAGAAGACAUGCGUCUUCGUCUGCGGGCCACCGAGUAUGCGUGUGGAUGUGCAGAAAUGCGUCGCCAAUCUGCAGACAACCGUUUGGUCGAAGGGGAGGGAAGAGAUCUACCUACAUACCGAGAACUAUGCAUUAUGA